Mollisia scopiformis is the source of this 1632-nucleotide messenger RNA. RefSeq lists its product as uncharacterized. The transcript has a single exon. Lineage: Eukaryota; Fungi; Ascomycota; Leotiomycetes; Helotiales; Mollisiaceae. The coding region runs from base 332 to 1177 and encodes 281 amino acids. The record is from RefSeq and is a predicted model, not a curated record.
UUUCAUACUCGAACCCAGUCCACCAAGACUCACAAUCCUAUGCAUAAGCGAACCACUUCUUUCAAUGAAGUCACGUUACCAAGCUGCAUCACCAAUCGUCGCUUCCACAAAACGAGAGAAAGUCUGUACACAAACUUUUGACACCAAUCAAUAUCAAUAACCCCAACAAACAAGAUAUAAGCAAACGAUACAUAAUCAUCAGCUUUACGACAGCCUUGCAAACUCGCUCGAUUGACUCGAGCCCCAGUUUCAGCGAUAUCGCCCCGCAUUCCUCGAUACAGAGUACUACCUUCACCUCACUAUUCCACCAUAUCAUUAACCACUCACCACAAUGUCCGAAUUUUCUCCCUUCCCUCGCCUCCCUCCAGAGCUCCGAAACAAAAUCUGGGGCCAUGUGGCAAACCAAGAACCCCGCGCCCUCGACCUCUGGACGGACUUCAAGCGCUGCGAAAUCGCCAACACCAUCUUCUACACCCAAGCCUACGAAUGUGAACUCUCCCACCGUCCACCGCCGCCCAUCUUCCGAGUGAACUCGGAGUCUCGGAAAGAAGCCCUGAAACACUAUACCUUGGAGUUCGCCACGGGUAUGACUCUCCCGAAAGGAAUCUCGGUCACGGUCUCGGCUAGGAUUUAUAUCAAUUACUCGGUCGAUAUCCUGCUCCCGAGAGGGUAUUGGAAUCUCGUUGCGUUCUCGAAUUUGGCGUCGCGGGCGGGGGGCCGAUUGAAGCACUUGGCUGUGGAUGUCAAUGGGUCGCUUUGGAAAGACAACUUGCGGGACUAUUGCAAGAAGAGAUGCUGGGUUUUCUACGAAUUGCAGGAGUUGAUUCUUUAUGACUCGAGCGGGGUCGAUAUGUUCAAGAGGAGUGAUUUCUUGGAGAAGUUCAGGGAGAGGUAUCGAGGGGGACCAAAGGAUUUGAGCUUCACCGAUUGGGUGGAGGAUCCGACUGCGCAGAUGGUUGGGGUCAAGAAUAUCUUUGAAAAGAUGUUUGAUAGGAUUGAGGGGAAAGUUGAGGAGGAGGUAGAGAAGCCUAAGGGAGAAGGUAGAGUGCUGACAGAGGCGGACAUUCAUCCUUCUUACCUGAAAGACUGCGAGCCGACUCACGCAGAUGAUUUGCAGAGACCAGUAGUGAGGUUGGCUAGACUCGAGGUUACAGAGCCCACGGUUGUUCCUAUUUGAGGUUGGAUACCUUUGUGUGGCGGUGCAUGGUUUACUGGAGUUUGAGAUGCAUUUCUAGGUGUUGGUUGGAUAGCGUUGGAUGCUUUUUUAGCAUGGAAUUAUUUAACCACAAUGAACUGCGUUGACGUUCAUCUCGCAUUCUUCGGUGUCUCUGUUCAAGCAACGCUUAAUCUCUAAGAAAAGAUUAAUUGCUUACAAGAAGGCUCGUUGGUUGGUAAUAAGGAAUCGCCGAUCGGCUACAGUUGAAAAUUGGGCAAGUUAGAAUAGAGAAGCUUGUGAAUGAUUGUUGAUGGUUUGGGGGAGAAUCGAUCCGACAAGCGACAUUGAUAAAUGAGGACGAGGUAUAGUGUAUGGUAAAUGGCUCAGUAACAAGUGAACAGCAGCUAUCUAAGAGGAAUCUGCAAAGGUCACGUGUAUAGACCUUUGAGCUGAUCUUCCAAUGCUUCUCUGAGCAG